Vigna radiata var. radiata (mung bean) is the source of this 642-nucleotide messenger RNA. RefSeq lists its product as uncharacterized. The coding region runs from base 1 to 642 and encodes 213 amino acids. The record is from RefSeq and is a predicted model, not a curated record. NCBI's taxonomy places the organism in Eukaryota, Viridiplantae, Streptophyta, Magnoliopsida, Fabales, Fabaceae. The transcript has a single exon.
AUGCGUAAGGCAGGUAGAGCUAUUCAAAGAGGUGGUGUCAGACCACAUGCAGCUGGGAGAGUCUAUGCUUUGACUGGGGCAGAGGCGAUAAGCUCAGGUAACCUCAUCAUCAACUGUGGCUUGCUAUUUGGUGUGCCUUGUGUGAUGCUAUUUGAUUCGGGGGCCAUACACUCCUUCAUAUCGGAGGCAUGUGUUAAAAAGUUGGGAUUGUCUGUUGAGGAGUUAGAUCUUGGUCUGGUGGUGUCUAUACCAGCAUCGGGAUUAGUCAGGACGUUUUCUAUAUGUGUUCGUUGUCUGAUUGUUGUAGAGGGGCGUCGGUUUAAGGUAAACCUCAUAUAUUUACCUUUGGAAGGGCUAGAAGUGAUCUUAGGAAUGGAUUGGCUAUCUGCCAAUCGCAUCCUUAUCGACUGUGGCAACAAAGAGUUGAUGUUUUCGGAUGAAGACGAAUACAUGUCUUUUUCAAUUGACGUAUUGAGACAAGACAUCAUGAAGGACGCUAGUUGCUUCUUGGUGUUAUCACAUAUGGAAGUGACACAGGGUUCAGAUUCACCGGCUCAAGAAAAUCAGGGUGUAAACCUCGCUGUUGUGAAUGACUUCUUAGAUGUUUUCCCUAAAGAAGUUCCAGGUUUACCACCUCCAUGA